AUGGACGUCGACCAGGUGUCACUGUCACCGUCCUCCAGACUUUCGGUGGUUUGUUCGGCUUCUGCCGAGUUCUCUUCGAGCUCGUCAGAUUCGUCGAACUUUUCAGAAGGAUCUCCUCCCGAAUCAAGAAGAAAUUCCGUAAAUGAAAGUGUAAUAAAAGAUGAACAUUAUUGGGAGAGGCGGCGGAGGAACAAUGAUGCAUCCAGACGGAGUCGAGAAAAACGUCGGCUGAAUGAUCAAGCGAUGGAAGAAAAGAUAAUGCAACUAUCCGCUGAAAAUGAGAGAUUAAAGUCACAACUGGAAAAUCGACCUGCAGUUGCUCCGGCUCCUCCCCCACAACCUGCUCCUGUAGUUGAACCUCCAACUGCUCUCAUUAUUCCAAGUGUUGCGAAAAAUCUGUUUCCAUCGGGACCAGUCGCCUCUCUGCAAGCCAGUUCAAUGCUCUCUGUGCCACUUCUUCAAACCGCACCUCAUUUCCCAUCGAUGCUCCAAUUGUGUCAAUUGCAACCAACAACGAUCCAAUCAUCAGUCUACACGAGCACUCAGCCAGCGACCUCAGCAUCUUCAUUAUUCUCAUCUUCAUCGUCAUCUGCAUUUCAUCCGUUUCGUCCGUCUGAAGCAAUUCAACAGAGCUUUCCAACCAGUAGUGUUAUUAUGAAAGUUGAGAGAAGGAGUCCGGAUUCAUCGACUGAUUUGAAAUUACCUCAACCACAACUUCAGCCGGGAAGCAAUGUUAUUCAGCAAAUUGGCCAACCAGCCUCCUCAACUGCUCCAGCUCAACCAGUGGUCCAACAAGCACCACAACAAGGACCAUCUCUUCUUUCGGCACUUCUGUCUCAAAGAAGAACUUCUCCAUCAGUACCUCAAAGCCGUACCGAGCACAUCUCUGGUCUUAAUUCACCACCAAGACAUACUGGAAACAAAUCCGACUGCGAAAGUGUAUCGUCGUCAGCGUCUUUCUCUCCUUCGCAUUCAUCUGAGGAUCAUUCAAAUUACUCUAAUAAAUCUCCUCAAUAUGUGGAUAGACGUCGACGAAACAACGAAGCGGCGAAGAGAUGCCGAGCAAACCGAAGAGCAGUUUUUGAAUACAGAUCGAGACGUGUUCAGCUACUAGAAGGGGAAAACGAGGAACUUCGGUCACAAAUCGAAUCGUUGAAAGCAGAAAUCGCCCAUUUUAAAUCAGUUCUGGCUCAAAGAGCAUCUGUUGUGACUGCACUGCGUCAGUGA
Caenorhabditis briggsae is the source of this 1227-nucleotide messenger RNA. RefSeq names its product Protein CBR-ATF-2 (gene Cbr-atf-2). NCBI's taxonomy places the organism in Eukaryota, Metazoa, Nematoda, Chromadorea, Rhabditida, Rhabditidae. The transcript is spliced from 6 exons. Bases 1 to 1227 code for a protein of 408 amino acids. Gene Ontology annotation, biological process: regulation of DNA-templated transcription; circadian rhythm. Gene Ontology annotation, cellular component: nucleus. Gene Ontology annotation, molecular function: DNA-binding transcription factor activity; DNA binding. The record is from RefSeq and is a predicted model, not a curated record.